AUCCAGCGCCACCCCCACCCCCACCACCUCCUCUUCUUCUUCCCUCGAGCUCAGCGCAGAACGCACGCACGCGGACAGAGAGGGAAUCCCCCCGUUGCUUGCGUCCGCUCGCGGCUCGGAGACGAGCCGCGAGCGUUCCAAUACCAAACCAGAGCAUCCCCCGGCCUUGUUGGAUCUUUCCGGCGCCGCCCGCAGCGAGCGAUUCGCCUUCGGGCAGGCGCAAGAUUCAAUGAAGAACAACCUUGUGAAAAACAACAUGCUGAAAGAGUUCUACAUCCCAACUUAUAUAUUCGUGCCAGAGUCUCCAGUAGAGAAGGUUUCUCAAAUACCUAGUUGUCCAGUGAUUGUUUUUAUCAACACCAAAAGUGGUGGCCAGCUGGGACAUGAUUUAAUUGUCACGUACCGUAAGCUGCUCAACAAUUCUCAGGUGUUUGAUCUGCUUGAGGAAGCUCCAGAUAAGGUCUUGCACAAACUGUAUGGAAACAUGGAAAGGCUAAUGCGUGAUGGGGAUACUGUUGCUGCUGAAAUUCACAGAAGAUUGAGGCUAAUAGUUGCUGGAGGUGAUGGUACUGCAGGUUGGUUGCUUGGAGUUGUUUCUGAUCUUAAGCUAGUACAUCCACCACCUGUUGCUACAGUUCCUCUGGGAACUGGAAAUAACUUGCCAUAUUCUUUUGGAUGGGGGAAGAGAAAUCCUGGAACAGAUGAAAAGUCAGUUCUAUCGUUUCUACAGUCAGUAAGACAAGCGAAAGAGAUGAAAAUUGAUAGUUGGCACAUUGUCAUGAAAAUGGAAAGCCCAAAAAGUUCUACUUGUGAUCCAAUUGCUCCUUUGGAUUUGCCUCAUUCGCUGCACGCGUUUCACCGUGUGCCAAACAAUCCACAAGAUAAGGAAUAUUCUUGCACGUUUCGUGGGGGAUUCUGGAAUUACUUCAGUAUGGGAAUGGAUGCUCAGGUGUCAUAUGCCUUUCAUUCUGAGAGGAAAUUGCAUCCAGAAAAAUUCAAAAACCAGUUGUCUAAUCAGAAAACAUAUUUGAAGCUGGCAUGCACGCAAGGAUGGUUCUGUGCAUCCCUAUGUCAUCCAAUGUCACGGAACAUUGCGCACCUUUCAAAAGUAAAGAUAAUGAAGAAAUCUGGAAAAUGGGAAACAUUGGAAAUUCCACAGAGUAUCCGGUCCAUUGUUUGUCUGAAUUUACCCAGCUUCUCCGGUGGACUGAAUCCAUGGGGAACACCAAGUGAGAGAAAACAAAGAAAAAGGGAUUUAGUAAUGCCUCCACUUGUGGAUGAUGGUCUUCUGGAGAUUGUGGGUUUUAAAGAUGCUUGGCAUGGACUUGUGUUGCUAUCUCCAAAAGGCCAUGGCACUCGUCUUGCUCAGGCUCAUCGCGUCCAAUUCAAAUUCCACAAGGGUGCAACCGACCAUGCUUACAUGAGACUUGAUGGGGAACCCUGGAAUCAGCCUCUUCCGAAGGAUGACGGCAAGGUCUUGGUGGAGAUCUCACAUGCCGGCCAGGUGAAGAUGCUUGCUACCAAAAACUGCAUUGCUAAAGGCAUCCAUGAGGCACUGUCUAUGUCAACGGUUCAUCCAGAGUCCAGCUCCUCCAGUGACGAUACGGAUGACGAUGAUGAUUUCGCGGAGGAGAGGAAGAACUUUGGUGCUGCAUUGUCGUUUCGGUACAUGGAUGAUGUGACCAAAGAGUAAAAAAGCUUGCUUUUCUUACUGAGCCUUGUACAGCAUGUUUGCAUAGGACGUAGAUUGCUGCACUAACUCUGGAAGCUGCGCCACCUGUAAGAUCCUUUCCAUGACGAGGUUUUGUACGUAUGGCUGAGUUGUUGUGUGCCGUACAGAGCCAACUGGGGUGCUGACUAUCUUGUACCAUGACCGUGAGCAAUUUUCCAAUCCAGUUUUUCUUCUGCAGCAACACA
Messenger RNA from Oryza sativa Japonica Group (Japanese rice), 1917 nucleotides. Its product is annotated as diacylglycerol kinase 5. The record is from RefSeq and is a predicted model, not a curated record. Gene Ontology annotation, molecular function: ATP-dependent diacylglycerol kinase activity. Lineage: Eukaryota; Viridiplantae; Streptophyta; Magnoliopsida; Poales; Poaceae.